AACCCUCAAGCGGGCGUCGAACACUCUCGAAAUUCCCUAAAUUUUGUGAUUGCCUGUUGUAUCCAGUCGUUGAAUUCGUUAUGGCGAACAGCAAGAAGAAACAGCAGCAAAAGAAGAAGGCACAAGCCAAGGCUACGACCAAUGUCGCGGACAGCGUUGAGCAACAUGAGGAGGAAAGCCAGGUUGGUGGACAAGAGCCUCAAUCACCAGCAGUCCCCGAAUCUGAGAGCAUACCGCCACCGCCGGAGCCUGAGGCCGAGUCUGAGGAUAAGACCAAGCAGGCAGAGAAAAUGAAGGAGCAGGGAAACACUGCAUUUAAGGCAGCCAAGUUUCAGGAUGCCAUUGAACAGUAUACCCGGGCGAUAGAGCUGAAUCCCAGUGAACCGACAUACCUUACAAACCGUGCAGCAGCGUACAUGGCUAUCAAGAAGUUCAAGCCCGCACUCGCAGAUUGUCGACAGGCCGCCAACCUGCAGGCCGAUGCACCAUCCGCGAAGACGCUCACCCGACUAGCACGCUGCCAGCUCUCUACGGGUUCUACGGCGCCCGCAUUAUCGGCACUACGCUCUGUGCUCGAACUCGAGCCCAAGAAUGCUGCCGCGCUUCAGCUGCAGAGGAAGGUUCUCGAACUUGAAGCCCACCUACGGAACUUUGAUGGUGCAAAGGCGCGCCAAGACUGGGGUAUGGCGCGGCUCGCGCUUGAGAAAUGUAUGCAAACCAUGGACGCAGAGGGUGGCGACAUCCCUAUCCAGUGGCGGCUAUGGCGGGUCGAGCUUGAGAUCGCGCGAGGAUCAUGGGAGAACGCGAGCAUGUCUGCAAAUGAUGCAUACCGCCUCGACCCCAACUCGCCCGACGUGCUCACACUCCGCGGUCUGAUCAUGUUCCUGACAUCAAAAACGGCUCAGGCGUUGCAGCACGCGCAGUCUGCCUUGCGCCUGGACCCCGGGCACGAACCCGCCAUGCGGCUGCGCAAGCGAGUGCGCGACGUGGACCGUCUGAAGGACGAGGGAAAUUCUGCGUUCAAGGCUGGUCGACUAGACGACGCUGUCGCGAGGUACACGGAAGCGCUCGAGCGGAUCGGCGAGGAGGAGAGCGAAGGCAAGGGUGGACACAUACGCGCCAUGCUCCUUUCGAAUCGCGCGACAACGCUCCUAAAGCUCGAACGAUGGGACGAUGCCCUGAUAGAUACGGAAGCCUCGAUCACGCUUAACUCGCAGGCAUUUAAGGUGUACCGUACCCGUGCGCGGAUACAACUGCACCUCGAGAAGUACGAAGCGGCGAUCCAGGACUUCAGGACGGCCAUCGAGCAGGCCGAGUCUGAUGGCUGUGACGCGGACGCCAAAGCCCUCAAGACAGAGCUCAAAAAGGCUGAGGUUGACCUAAAGCGUAGCAAGACGAAAGACUACUACAAGAUCUUGGGCGUAUCGCGCGAAUGUUCGGAGAUCGAGAUCAAGAAGGCUUAUCGCCGGGAGAGCCUGAAGCACCAUCCAGACAAGGGCGGAGACGAAGAAAAGUUCAAGCUUAUCGUCGAAGCGCAUUCGGUACUGUCGAACCCGCAAAGCCGGCAGCGGUACGACUUGGGCGAGGAUGACGAGCCAGGGAUGGGCAUGGGCGGCGGCAUGGGCGGCAUGGACUUUGCUGACCUCUUUGCGCACUUCCACACUCAGAGCAGCUUCAGUGGAGGCAACUUCGGCGGUCGAGGCUUCGGAGGCGGCGGCUUCGGCGGCGGCGGCGGCGGCGGCGGCUACGGUGGCAACCGCAGCGGCUUCUACAGCCAAACAGGAGACUUCCCCUUCUGAGCGUCAGGCUCUGUGUGUUCGGGUGAGUUUGGGCUGUGUACUCACCCCCUUUUGUGGACGACCGUGGAUUAUGUUCGUAUAUAUAUCAUAGUGUGCGCCGCUCAUCUCCAUGCCUCGUUUGCUUGUCCUGUCUCGCACCUUGUCGCUAUUCCUUGUGCUGUGAUUUUUGCACUUCACCUUUUCUUGUGUGACACAUGAAACGUAUCCCAUUUACAUGCAAGUCCAAUGUAUACAGCUGGCAGUACCUGUCCGUGCUAAUAAAUC
Messenger RNA from Phanerochaete carnosa HHB-10118-sp, 2063 nucleotides. RefSeq lists its product as uncharacterized. The record is from RefSeq and is a predicted model, not a curated record. The transcript is spliced from 7 exons. Lineage: Eukaryota; Fungi; Basidiomycota; Agaricomycetes; Polyporales; Phanerochaetaceae. Gene Ontology annotation, molecular function: protein binding. The coding region runs from base 81 to 1799 and encodes 572 amino acids.